Messenger RNA from Ziziphus jujuba (common jujube), 1153 nucleotides. RefSeq names its product cell wall / vacuolar inhibitor of fructosidase 1-like. The transcript has a single exon. Gene Ontology annotation, molecular function: enzyme inhibitor activity. The coding region runs from base 150 to 701 and encodes 183 amino acids. NCBI's taxonomy places the organism in Eukaryota, Viridiplantae, Streptophyta, Magnoliopsida, Rosales, Rhamnaceae. Gene Ontology annotation, biological process: negative regulation of catalytic activity. The record is from RefSeq and is a predicted model, not a curated record.
UUUCUUCUAAAUCUCUCAAACCAUAUAGAUCACCAAAAACUGGCACUUACUUUGCGUAUAAAUUUGACAAUCCAAAAGAAAACCAAAACCCACUGCAGAGCAGAGCCUUUCACCUUUCCCGAUCUUUCACUUUCCACUUUCCAUAAAAAAUGAACCACAAAUUCUCUGCAGCAUAUAUCUUCCUCUUCCACAUUUCCAUUCUGCUUCCAUUAUUAACCCAAAGCUCAAUUUUUCCACAGGCAGAACCCGACAAUCUGAUUGAGAAAACAUGCAAGAAAACACCCCACUACGAUCUCUGCAUCUCAUCCCUAGAAUCAAACCCACAAAGCUCAAAUGCUGAUCUUAAUGGACUGGCCAUGAUAAUGGUCAACAUCGUGCUCUCAAAUACAACAAGCACACUGGAUUACAUCCAAGCCCUACUGAAGCAAGCCCCAGAGCCAGAGUUGCAUAGAGCCUUGGCAAACUGCGCUGAAUUGUACAUCCCAGUGGUGAAAUACAGCCUCCCACAAGCCAUUCAAGCGUUGAGUGAAUGCCAUUAUGGGUUUGCAAACUAUGGCGUUUCUGAUGCUGCCAAGGAGGCCGAUGCAUGCGAAAAGGCAUUUUCUGGAUCAAUCAAGUCUCCACUCACUGAUAGGAACAGUAUAGUGCAUGAUCUUUCAGAUAUAGCUACUGCCAUAAUCAAUGCACUGCAAAAAGAUUGAAUCUUUUUCUUCUCUAAUAUUAGCUUCACUCUUCUUUGAUCUUGCAUAUAAGUUAGACUUUAGAACUUGGAAGUAGUAAUUUUCAGCCAUAGAUAAUCGAAUUUCAUGUUAUUUAUUUUCGUGUUCCAUGUCUAAUAGAGAUAUAUUAAUUUUUCAACAAAAAAAAAAUAAAAAAAAUAAAAAAAUAGAGAUACAUUAAUGGAUGGAGAUUUGCUUUGCUGGGAUUGGGUUGGGCCUAAAUGUGCAAGACAAUGCCGAAGCUCAUCUGGAUUUAGGGCUCCUUAACUCUGGCCAAAAAGAUUAUUCCUUUCAAUCGCUUUUGAUUCUUUGGUGGGCCUGGCCGGAUCAAAGGAGAAAGAAAGAACGAAAACCUUGUAAAUAUUGUCGUAUUUCUAUUGGGUGAUGUCUAAAUUUGAGUUUCCGAUCAAAUAUUAUUAGCAUCCUUUUGGUUU